CACUCCAUUGCAACUUUUCCAUCUCCUCAGUCAGUGCUCUCUGCCGAGAAUAAGCUAUGAAAUUCAUCCAAAUAUUAUCCAUUUUCGCCCUCUCCUUUCUGCGGCUCAGUCUUCCCUUAGCAUCUCUCUUGAUUCUUCUCUAAUCUCACCCAAAAACCUUCUACUCUCAUUUAAACAAAAUCUCAGAUCUUUAAUUUCUUGCUCAGCCUUUAAUCUCUGAGGAUGUAGUCCCCAAAGCACGCGGUCGCGUUCUAUGCGGAAGCAGCGGCCAUAAACGUCGGUUUCUAUAGCAAAGCCGAUGAUGUUUCGGCCGGAGCUCAAGAGUGGACAAUCAGCGGUGAGAGAUUGUUUGCUGGAAUGGAUUCGGUCAGAGGUUUCUCUCUAUUUUUAUUUCUCAGUUCAGAGUUUCGUGCUCAGAUAUGUUGUUGUUGUGGGAGUCUACGCUCAUAUCUGCUGCUGUUGUGGGAGUACGCUCAGAUCUACUCCUUUUAUUCUAUCUACAACGGAACUAGCGACUGAGGGAUAGAGGAGGUGGCGGCGGAGUUGGAAAUCGGCCGGUUUGUGCCCAUAUUUCUUCAUCACUCCACCCUGCCACUCACAAUCGACGAAAUUGUAAGUGCUCACCAAAGUUCAUUUGAAGAUGACAAGUACAGUGAAAUCAAGUAUCUCUUUCCUUGUAAUUCAUGGAAGAUGAUUACGGAAAAUGAUGUGACGGUCAUGAUUUCCCUCCUUAAGUCCUCGAAACAUGAACAUUUUAAAAAAUUGAUCAGUCCCUUAAUUAAGCCAUUGCUGCGUUUCCUUUAUCUCCCUUGUUUAUCAAGUGAUUUUAUGCGAAAUCUAGGAUCUGCGUGGUUAUUGAUUGGUGGCUUAUGCUACCAUCUUUUGAUUAGCUACACAUAUUUGGAUCCCACUGUAAAAUACUCUGUAAAGCACUCACAGCUGACAGAAAAAAUUGCUUGUCUCCAGCUUGAGAAUGAGGUAAGAAGAGAGUGUACUUAUUUAUCAGGGUCCUUUCAGUUAAGAGAAGAUGACAGACAUACCAAGGUGUUAGAAGAACUCAAUACCAAGCUGAAGAAACUUCAAAAACAUGACAGAAAAACAUUCACUAUUGUGCUUGAAUGCCAAGAGGAGUAAGUAGCUAGUGAAAAGGGGGAAGCUUUAAGGUAUAAAUACUAGUGAACUUUGCAAACUCUUGUAUUAAAAGUUAAAUUUCUAACUUAUGUAAUUAUUCUUUGCAAACUCUUGUAACUCUUGUAUUAAAACUUUACAAAAACAUUCACUAUUGUGCUUUAAAUACAAGCUUAAGUUCAAAAUGGAGAAGGAAACCUCCAUGACAAGUCUCUUGUUACAAAGGACAACACAAGUAAGUUGUGUUAUUCAGUUUUUGCUUUCUUAUCAAUCUAUCUUCUGGCUUUGCACCUUAACUGCCUCAUUUGUAUAGAAACUUAUUUUAUCACCUAGGAGGCACAACAUCUUUAGCUGGCAUCUUUGUGAUUUGUAUGGAAUCAAAAUUGCCAAGUCUUGCGUUAGCCACAGUUCCUAUUAUAGUCAGAUUGUCAUCUAAACAAGCCAGCUCAUCAACUACUCAUAUGGAUAUUAUCACCCGGAUAUCAAUUCUUG
Molecule: messenger RNA, 1620 nt
Organism: Ipomoea nil (Japanese morning glory)
Lineage: Eukaryota; Viridiplantae; Streptophyta; Magnoliopsida; Solanales; Convolvulaceae
Exons: 6
Coding region: 691-1134 (147 amino acids)
Biological process (GO): ribosomal large subunit assembly; rRNA processing
Cellular component (GO): preribosome, large subunit precursor
Source: RefSeq, a predicted model, not a curated record